AUGGCUUCAUCUUGUGUGUUAUUGCUGGGAAUAAUUAUGGUUUUAGUUGUGGCAGAAGCAAAAACCCCGCCAGGAAUAGCCAAAAACCCAAGCCAUGCAACAUGCAAGAUAAAGAAGUACAAGCACUGCUACAAUUUGGUGCAUGUUUGCCCUAAGUUCUGUCCCAAUGGUUGCACUGUUGAGUGCGCCUCUUGUAAACCUAUCUGUACUCCUCCAUCUACACCUGAUCAUAGCCUACCACCACCAUCAAAUCCUAGCACUCCGUCUACACCUGAUCACAGCCCACCACCACCAUCAAAUCCUAACACUCCGUCUACACCUGAUCACAGCCCACCACCACCCUCAAAUCCUAGCACUCCUUCCGCACCUGAUCAUAACCCACCAUCUCCAACUCCUACACCACAAAACCCUCCAUCACCAUCAACACCCUCUACUCCUCCCACACCUGAUCAUAGCACUCCUCCAUCCACUCCAUCGCCAUCACCACCCACUACUCCUUCCACACCUUAUCAUAGUACUCCUCCAUCUGUACCCGAUCAUAGCCCACCACCAUCAAAUCCCAGUACUCCUUCCACACCUGAUCAUAGCCCACCACCACCAUCAAAUCCUAGCACUCCAUCUACACCUGACCACAGCCCACCACCACCAUCAAAUCCUAGCACUCCAUCUACACCUGACCACAGCCCACCACCACCAUCAAAUCCUAGCACUCCUUCCACACCUGAUCAUAGCCUACCACCUCCAUCAUCUCCUGCCCCUUCUACACCAUCUUCAAACACAGCCAGGUGCAAGAAUAAGUACUAUCCAAAAUGUUAUAACAUGGAACACGUUUGUCCCGCUGCCUGCCCAACUAGAUGUGACGUUGACUGCAUCACUUGCAAACCUAUUUGCAAAUGCGACAAACCCGGAGCAGUUUGCCAAGACCCUCGUUUCGUGGGAGGCGAUGGGAUAACAUUUUACUUUCAUGGCAAGAAGGACGGUAACUUCUGUCUCGUGUCAGAUCCUAACAUUCACAUAAAUGCCCAUUUCAUUGGCAGAAGAAACCCUAAUAUGAACAGAGACUUCACUUGGGUCCAAUCCAUCGCCAUUCUUUUCAACAACCACCAAAUCUUCAUCGGUGCUCAAAAAACAGCAACGUGGAAUGACUACAUAGACCGCCUGGCCCUCAACUUCGACGGCGAACCCCUCGCCCUCCAACAAUCAGAAGGCGCCAUCUGGAAAUCCAACACUUCCCCACGUGUGGUCAUCACAAGGGCCGCCGAAACAAACUAUGUUACAGUGGAAAUCGAAGGGAGAGCCAGAAUAACGGCCAUUGUCCCUAUAACUGAGGAAGAUUCAAGAAUCCACAACUAUGGGAUAACGAAGGAGGAUUGUUUCGCUCACCUGGAUCUGGGGUUCAAAUUCAUGUCUUUAAGCGACCAAGUGAGCGGCGUGUUGGGCCAAACUUACAGACCAGACUAUGUGAGCAGAGUGAACAUAGAGGCGAAAAUGCCGAUAAUGGGAGGAGACAAGGAGUUUAAAACGACAAGCCUGUUUGUCCCAGAUUGUUCUGUUUCUCGCUUUGCCGGUACCGAUGAUGGAUUAUUCAUCAGAAGUGAGGCUAACAUGGAGGGCUCGGAGCUACCCGGCUUAAGCUGUGCAAGUGGGAUCGACGGCCAAGGAGUUGUUUGCAAGAGAUAG
Neltuma alba is the source of this 1680-nucleotide messenger RNA. RefSeq names its product zonadhesin-like. The record is from RefSeq and is a predicted model, not a curated record. Lineage: Eukaryota; Viridiplantae; Streptophyta; Magnoliopsida; Fabales; Fabaceae.